GAGGCGGCAGUCGUGUCCGCGGCACCGGUCAACGACUCCAUCGAAUGCCUCAAGAGCGGGGUGCCCGAAGCAAGAGAUAAAGGCAAGGCACAGAAGUAUGCUCGUGAUCGGGCUUCCUUGCCACCCUUCGUUGUCAACUUGGUGGAGGAGCAGUCCAAGAAGUCGGGGAACCAACGGUCGUUCAAAUCUGCCGCGAUUAACCGACUCUACACGAGGCUCCCGGACGGGAGUCUCAAAUUGAACUUGGGUGACCCGGUGUUCACCCAAGCUUCCAGCCUUUACGACAAGGAGUUCAAGCGAACAUCCGACGAGGCCUACCCGGAGACGGUAAUGAAGGGGAUGUUCUUCCAUAAUUCGCAGGUGGAUUUCGACAGAGCGAUUUCAAAAGGCGAGAUCUUCAGCACCAAUGUUGACGGGGUUCCCUACUAUGCCUUCACCAAGGUCAAGGUUGCCAGGGAAGAGGGAAAGAACAUCAAGCACGAGCUCGUGGGCAAGAAGGAUAUCUCGAAGCAAGUGGGCGAUCAGCUCUUGGAUGCUUUGCAUCAGGUGGGUUGGAAGAUGAGCCGGAAGACGGCUGAGACCAUGGUGAGCGACGGAGGCCUCAGCGAGGGGGCCCAGAAGCUUCUGGGCCAAGCUUUGGCUUCCGUUGAGAAGAUGGGCAAGGAAUCCUCGAACCUUCUCAAGUCCAAGCACGACCUCCCUGAUCAAACGGUGAAUCGAUUGAAACUGGGGUAUGCAAAGUGCACCGGGUACUGUGCCAGCCUCAACCAACUCAAGGAGUUCGAGAUUAUGCCGGAUGGCUCGACCCCCUCCAAGGAGUCGCUGGACGAAUUCUUCAUGGGUGUGGCUCUCCACGUUCAGGAGCUGAACCUAAAGAUCGAAGAAGCGAAGGGCCACAUUAGGGCGAAGGCCAAGUGA
This is a messenger RNA of Symbiodinium necroappetens, 918 nucleotides long. The record is from the annotation of a GenBank genome assembly. Lineage: Eukaryota; Dinophyceae; Suessiales; Symbiodiniaceae.